This is a messenger RNA of Gastrolobium bilobum, 468 nucleotides long. RefSeq lists its product as uncharacterized. The record is from RefSeq and is a predicted model, not a curated record. Lineage: Eukaryota; Viridiplantae; Streptophyta; Magnoliopsida; Fabales; Fabaceae. The transcript has a single exon. Bases 1 to 468 code for a protein of 155 amino acids.
AUGAGAUCCAAUCGUCUUCACAAUUUCACGUUCCCUUCCCCGUUCUUGAAGUGGGGGACCCAGUGGAUCAUGAGACCUACGAAUGCUGACGGCACCGGUGGAAUUUCUGGCAGCGGUGAUAAUAAGCGUAAGCGUUCUUCAGUGUCAAAGGUCAAAGAAUCAACGGCGACCCACAAGAAGGAGUUGGAGCCUGAAAAGAAGCACGCGACAAAUGCGAGGGUUUUGAAACGACGUAGCUCCAUCAAGGUUGAGGAUGAGAUCGUCUCAGGUAGGAAGAAGCUGAUGCUAGAUGUGAAGAACGAAGAAAAAGAACCUGUGAACGGCGAGGGUUUGAAAGACGAAGAACCUGUGAGGCCGUGGAAUCUGAGGAAUAGGCGAACAGAGUAUAAGGGUGAUACGUUGAAGAGGUCGACCAGGACCAGAGGAGCUCCCACAUGGGCAAAGGAUUACUCAACAGACAUUAAAUAG